This is a messenger RNA of Aricia agestis (brown argus), 1055 nucleotides long. Its product is annotated as zinc finger CW-type PWWP domain protein 1-like. Gene Ontology annotation, molecular function: zinc ion binding. The record is from RefSeq and is a predicted model, not a curated record. NCBI's taxonomy places the organism in Eukaryota, Metazoa, Arthropoda, Insecta, Lepidoptera, Lycaenidae. The transcript is spliced from 5 exons. Bases 21 to 1055 code for a protein of 344 amino acids. Gene Ontology annotation, cellular component: nucleus.
GUAACACGAAAAAUUAAAAGAUGAAUAACAACAAAACAUCAGACACAUCUAGCAAAAGCAAGCCCGGUUCUUCCCACUAUCAAAAGCUCAAGUGGCUGCAGAAGACUCGUACAGUAGGAUUAUGGGUUCAAUGUGAUGAAUGCAAUCGUUGGCGCUAUUUGCCAGAUGUCCUUGACAGACAGCAAUUAUCCAAGAAGUGGUAUUGUAACAUGAAUCCAGAUACCACCAAAGCUAAUUGCUCGGAGCCCGAAGACCCUGUUCCUUUUAACGAAGAAGAAGACUUGAUACACAGCGAGUACUCCGCUGGCUCGCUGGUGGUGGCCCAGCUGCCCGGCUGGCCGUGGUGGCCGGCCAUGGUGGAUGACUGUCCCGACACUGAGCAGUAUUACUGGCUUGAUGGAUUCUCCGAUAUUCCUACCUACUACAACGUUACGUUUUUUGAUGCCAACGACGUAACCCGCGCCUGGGUGGCUCCUGAACAUCUGAAAUCCUACGCAGAUGGCCAAGUGCUCUUGCAGAAAUCGUUACAGAGCAAAAAAUAUGGAAAACGCAUCAAUGAAGCAAUGAAACAAGCGGACGAUGCUGAAACGUUACCGCUAGAAAAAAGGCUAGAAAAAUAUAGCUUUAUAACGAAAUUUAGAGGUAACAUAGUAAGCCCGAAGAAAGUUACUAAGAAAGAGAUUCAGAAGCAUAACAAUAUCUUCAAAAGAAAGUACAAAGUAGAUUUGCCGUGUGAAUAUUCUGAUUCAGAAGAUUCUGACGAUGUUUUCUUAAGUAAUAUUGCAAAGCACGAUGAUAUUAUAGAAGGGAAGAAAGCAAAGAUAAUAAAAUAUACCGAAGAUGAUGAGACUAAUGUUGAGGAAAAUACUAUGGUGUCGAAUGAAGCAAAUACUCUAUUUAAGACUUUAUCUUUAACCGACACUGAUGUUAACAACAAUUUAGAUACAUUCAAGAAUUCUUCAGUAAAUGAUUUUACUGAUGCUUCUGGUAUAACUAAUGAGAUGCAACAACACCAUCGAAUGCCAACGCCGCCUAGUGAUGAUUUCGAUUUUUAA